CCGGUUUCCGCACUGGAGGAAAGGGGAGUUUACGGGAAGCACCUGAACGUAACACAACAUUACCAGCACUCCGGCGGCUGAGAAGAGACAAGCCUUUCAAACUGUCGGCUGGUUGGUUUGUGUACAACAACCAGAGCAACGCACAGAGCUGACCGUAAGCCGUAAACAGAUGCAGACUAUAAAGUGUGUGGUGGUUGGUGAUGGUGCUGUGGGAAAGACUUGCCUGCUCAUCUCCUACACCACCAACAAGUUUCCCUCCGAAUACGUCCCCACGGUUUUUGAUAAUUAUGCAGUGACGGUGAUGAUCGGCGGCGAGCCGUACACUCUAGGACUGUUUGACACUGCAGGUCAGGAGGACUACGACAGGCUGCGACCCCUCAGCUACCCUCAGACCGACGUCUUCCUCGUCUGUUUCUCUGUCGUAUCGCCUUCCUCUUUUGAAAAUGUCAGAGAGAAGUGGGUGCCGGAGAUUUCCCACCACUGCCCUCGGACGCCCUUCCUGCUGGUCGGGACUCAGGUGGAUCUGAGAGACGACAGCAACACUCUGGAGAAACUGGCCAAGAACAAACAGCGAGCUCUGACCUGCGAGAGCGGAGAGAAACUGGCCCGUGAGCUGAAGGCCGUCAAAUACGUGGAGUGUUCAGCUCUCACACAGAGAGGACUGAAGAACGUGUUUGACGAGGCCAUCCUGGCAGCUCUGGAGCCUCCAGACAACAAACCCAAGAAGCGCUGCGUCCUGCUAUAGAUGCCACCGGAUGAUGAUGGAGGUUGUGGAGGAGGAGGAGGAGGAGGAGGAGGAGGUGGACGGAGGGGAAGAGAUGAACCCAGGCGGGAACAGAGGGAGGAGGGAGGGUGUGGAGGUGGACGAGGUAGAGACACAUGUUUAAACAGUGCCUUCAGCCGUAGUGGCUUAAUGUGGGUGUGGUGUUGGAAGAGACGGGCUCCGACAGGCUUUGUUUUCAUCCUAGAUGCGUGUCGAUUAUAAUAUGACUAACACACGUGAACAACACUCCUCACUAACCAGGAAACGGGGUUUUAAUUAAUUAUAGGAGGAGGCAGGUUGAGCAAUAGAGAGGGUUGCACCUCAGACGCCUUAAAGAUACAAAACGGUGGGUGGAGUCACGGUUACAGCUCAAACUGCCAACCGCCUUCUCAAAAUGAUGACAUUUCCCAAAAGAUUUCUGCUCUAGUCAAACGUUCAAGAAUUGUAUAAAAUUUCUGAAAAAGAUCA
Molecule: messenger RNA, 1231 nt
Organism: Perca fluviatilis (European perch)
Lineage: Eukaryota; Metazoa; Chordata; Actinopteri; Perciformes; Percidae
Product: cell division control protein 42 homolog
Exons: 7
Coding region: 170-745 (191 amino acids)
Biological process (GO): modification of synaptic structure; small GTPase-mediated signal transduction
Cellular component (GO): dendritic spine
Molecular function (GO): GTP binding; GTPase activity
Source: RefSeq, a predicted model, not a curated record